GCGUAAAAGCCAAACCACCGCUGACUCCUGAAUGAAGCCUGAUGACUGAACUGCGUGUUUUGAUUGGAUCAUCCUAAUGCAGGCCUGGGAGGAGUGAACAACAGAGACCGGACAGGGUGGCAGUCAGUCAGGGAGAGAAAAGGAGAGAAAAGCAUGUCUCUGACUCCGAGCGCAUCUGCCAGCCUGCAGCCUGCAAAGAUGAAAAAGGACGAAUCCUUCCUGGGGAAAUUAGGAGGAACCUUAGCGCGAAAGAAACGAGCUAAAGAAGUGAGUGAUCUCCAUGAGGAGGGGAAGAACGCUAUCAAUGCUCCUUUGCUUCCUUCAGCAACAGAAAUCCAUCCAGAGGAUACGCUGCUGGAAGAAAAUGCUGAAAGGAUUAUGCUGGACCCCACGUCACGGGAAGAUCUCAAAUUUAAAGAUCUAGUGAAGGUACUAAUUGACUGGAUCAACAGUGAACUGGCGGAGGAGAGGAUCAUAGUGAAAGACCUGGAGGAGGACUGUUACGAUGGACAAGUGCUACAGAAGUUAUUUGAAAAGUUGUCGGAUCGGAAGCUGAAUGUAGCAGAGGUCACCCAGUCGGAGAUUGGACAAAAGCAGAAGCUUCAGACGGUUCUGGAGGCCGUCAACAAUACACUGAGGCCCCACGGCUGGACAGUGGAGUGGAGCGUAGACUCGAUUCAUUCAAAGAACCUGGUGGCUAUCGUUUACCUGCUGGUUGCUUUGGCCAUGCACUUCCAGGCUCCCAUCAGACUACCUGAGCAUGUGUCUGUACAGGUGGUGGUGGUAAAGAAGAGAGAAGGAAUCCUGCAGACUGCUGUGGUGACCAAAGAAUUGACCAGCACCACAGAGAUGAUGAUGGGGCGAUUUGAGAGGGACGCGUUUGACACUUUGUUGGAUCAUGCGCCUGACAAGCUCAAUGUAGUAAAAACGUCCCUUAUCACCUUCGUGAACAAACACCUGAACAAGCUGAACUUGGAGGUUACUGAGCUGGAAACUCAAUUUGCUGAUGGAGUGUACCUGAUUUUGCUGAUGGGGCUGCUGGAAGACUAUUUCGUCCCUCUAUACAACUUCUUCCUCACCCCUGAAAGCUUUGAGCAGAAGGUUCACAAUGUGGCUUUUGCUUUUGAGCUGAUGCAGGAUGGAGGCCUGAAGAAACCAAAAGCCAGACCAGAAGAUGUUGUCAACUUGAACCUUAAAUCCACUCUCAGAGUCCUCUACAACCUCUUCACCAACUACAAAAACUCCGACUGAACUGGUAUCCCUGAUAUUACACUGAAUACGGAGUAUCUCUGAACAGACCAUAAUGAUGUUAGCUUAGGCUAACAUCAUUACAGUGUGGACACUGGAGGAGAGCAUCUGGGACUGAGAGACAUCAUCAUUAUCUAUAACCCCCCCCCCAAAAAAAACAACCAAGGAGGAAAGGACAGAAUAAGUGAAAGGAUAAAAUUUCUUCUUUGAUCAUCUCUAAAUGUCAGUAUUUAUUUAUUCUAUGCUCUGUAACGCAGCGUGACCUUUAGCUUGCAUUUAAAUACAGCCAUCAGGGAAAAAAACACAAGUCAAAAAGGCCUGUGUUAAACUAUUUGCCUUCAGUGCCGAAUAUUCUUCAGACAUUUUCAAAUGUCCCAGGAUUCUUCUCUUUAUGCAUUUUUAAAAAAUAAGUGAAAUUAGAUUUUAUAUUUUAGGUAAAAAAUGCUUUACUUUUUUGUUGCAAAAACCAACCAAGCCCAGAUGGUUCAAACAGCGUGUUAUAAUUGAUCUUUUCAUGUAAUUGUUUAGACUAUGAAAAAACCUAAAUAGUAACAUGAAUGUGAGAGAUUGUGAGACAUGCUUCUGUUUUCUUUAAAACUUGUCUUCAUAAAUAUGGUGUAAAAGUACACAAAUAUUAUAGUUUUCAUUUUAAACAUAUUUAAUUAAAAU
Molecule: messenger RNA, 1917 nt
Organism: Cyprinodon variegatus (sheepshead minnow)
Lineage: Eukaryota; Metazoa; Chordata; Actinopteri; Cyprinodontiformes; Cyprinodontidae
Gene: parvb
Product: parvin beta
Exons: 13
Coding region: 154-1251 (365 amino acids)
Biological process (GO): establishment or maintenance of cell polarity; substrate adhesion-dependent cell spreading; lamellipodium assembly
Cellular component (GO): focal adhesion; lamellipodium; actin cytoskeleton
Molecular function (GO): actin binding
Source: RefSeq, a predicted model, not a curated record